AUGUCCCGGUACGAUUUCGUGCCGAACCCGGCAGGGCCUCUGGGUUACGACUCGUCAAUGUACGAAUAUGACAACCAGAAGUCGGAAACGAAAACAAACUUCAAGACGCCUGCGACAGAGCUCGAGGAUGAUCUGCCUUUCGGGAAAGCAGUUAAAAAGCACCCCAAGAUCGUCGGCUACUUUGUCGGCAUCAUCUUCAUAAUUGCCGGUAUGGGCUUAACAAUUAUUAUUGCUGGAGCCAUCACUGGCUGUGUCUCGUUCAUGAUGGCUUAUGGCGAAAUUUUAAACGACGAAUACUACAUACCCAAGGAUUGGCUCACCAUCUGGCAGUCUGUGAACCCAAUUGGACAAUGUAUCGGGUUCCUAGUAGGGGGCUGGAUUCAGGAGAAAAUCGGCCGCAAGUUCACCAUCAUGGCUGGCAGUGUGAUCUCAGGGAUUGGGGUUGGAUUUCUCUUCUUCUCCUCUCUACUAGAUGCCAAAAGUACGAUGCGCAUCUUAUAUGCUUGCGGCAUCAUCAUUACGGGUAUCAGCAACGGUGCAAUCAUGACAGCAUGCCAAGCGUAUGUGUCUGAGGUCGCACCUCGGUCUCUUCAGGGCCCAGCCAUGGCCAUGUUUCCUGCCUUCACCCUCUUUGGCCAGCUUGCCGGCUCCGGGCUCAUCGGCGCGACGCAGGACAUGACGGAGAAGAUGGCCCACCAAAUGGCGUUCGCAGUGCAGUGGAUCGUGGCCGUCGCAGGGCUCAUCACUUCGAUCAUCAUGCCCGAAAGCCCAGGUUUUCUAAUCCGUCGAGGCUUGGAGGCCAGAGCGGUCAAGGCCACCAGACGGCUGUUCGCCCCGAAGACCAACCCAACUGUCGCUCUCGAGAAAAUCCGCGCCGUGGUGCUCGAAGACAUGGCUCUCACUGCUCACGCCACAUACAUCUCCUGCUUCAGGGGGGCUGACCUACGUCGAACCGGUCUCAGUAUUCUAGCCGCCAUCAUGCCGCCUCUGUUCGGCCUGGACAUGCUGGCCAACUGCAUGCCCUUCCUGACAGAUCUCGGCAUGAAGGACCCUUCCACGGCCCUCAUCGGCGGCCUGGCAGCAGGAAUGAUAGCAAACGGUCUUGGAGCCUGGCUGAUGGGCCGCGUGGGCAUGCGUAAGAUGAGCUUGAUCACGCUCUCUUUGGUCACAAUCUGCUGGACAGCAAUGGGAAUCUCCGGCUUCUGGCGUGGAGAAAUCCCCCAGUGGGUCGCCGCGGGCUCCAUCAUUGGAGUUCUCGUCUUUGCCGGCUUGGGUGUCUGGCCGGCCAGCUAUGCCUGGUUGGGAGCCCUCAGUUCGCUCCAGCUUCGCGCUCUGACACAGGGAAUCGGAGGUGUGGCGAACCAGGCGUUAUCAGCCGUUUUGUCAGGUGUCAUGUCCCAGAUCUACGCCCGGGACGGCUUGGGCUUGGGCGCCAAGUACGGGUUCGUGUACGUGGUUUUCUGCCUCAUCGCCCUAGCGUUGGUCUUCUUCCUGAUGCCGGAGCUCAACGAUCGGUCGGUAAUGGAGAUUGAUCACCUGUUUACCAAGAGGCUGCCGGCGAGGAAAUUCAAGGCGUACAAGUUCGCUGAAGGUGGAUCGAUUGGGGAGGAGACUAUGCCCUUGGCCAGGCAUUGA
Messenger RNA from Clonostachys rhizophaga, 1635 nucleotides. Lineage: Eukaryota; Fungi; Ascomycota; Sordariomycetes; Hypocreales; Bionectriaceae. The record is from the annotation of a GenBank genome assembly.